AUGACGAGAAUAAAAGCCGGGACACGUACCCCUGCCGACGGUUUCGACGCCAGUACAUCUGAGCAAGUACCAGUGAUCGUGUCAAGGGCACAAACCGGAAAUAAAGGCUGGAAAAUCCUCAGUUCCAAGGAUGUCGAGGCCGGCGACCCGAUCUUUCAUGAGAAAGCUCUCUUCCUAAAUGUGGCGACCAAAUACCAGCGCCCAUGGAAAGGUCCGGCCGCCAUCGGCAAAGAAACAUUUGGCGCACUCAUAAAAUCAGUCGCAGCAUUCAUGCAGGAUUCGGUUAUCAUGACCCGUGCGCUUGAGGCUCCUGUUCCUGAAACUGACUCACUUGGGUUUUUGAGGAACUACUUUACUCGAGAUGUAAAGCUCCCAGCAGGAAUUUCCGAGGAAGACGUUCUCGAGGGGCUAUAUGGCCAAUCCCCACGGAUGGAAACACUUGAGGGACAACAACGUGCACUGGAACUUGUUGGUCGUUUCUUCCGAGAUGCCCUGGCCCUGGAGGUGGAUAGUGGUCCGGAAGCAGUCUUUGCAUUUUCCACUUUCGCCUGCGUUCUCAAUCAUUCUUGUCACCCGAAUGCAAUAGCCAUUCCCAAACCUCGUGUACAUCACUACGAGGGUUCGGACACUUUCAUAGGCCAUGUGCACGUUCGUGCCCUCCAGCCUAUCAAGGAAGGCGACGAAGUAACCAUCACAUAUGUGUCUGGUUUCAGACCUAGCCGUCAGGAACAUCAGUCCGAUAUUGCCAGGUUGUUUGGGUUCAGAUGUGAAUGUGAGACAUGUGAGUCCGAUAAGCUCGACCCGAACCAGCGAGACUUGAGGAAUGUCGUGUAUCGCCUUUAUAACGAGCUGUUGACACCUCCAAGCGUGGUGGACAUUCCGGCUCCACUGGUGUAUCGCAGAGCAGCUCUCGUUCUGGAUGGUUUCGACGCCCUUGGGAUCGUUCACCACCCGAAGAGGAUUGUUUACGAUAUCUGCACUGUACGGGCCUGGGAUAUGGCAGACUCAUUGCGCAUGCAUUUUUUCUCGGCCAAAGCGCUCGAAUGGGCAUCGGUUGCUUAUGGUGAUCUACUUGGCCCGGAACUCGAAAGAAUCCAGCAGCGCGUGCAGAUUGCCCUUUCAGGCGAGGUCGACCCUGGUGACGGUUCUAUCUGGGGCCAUUCCACUUACGUAGAGUAUGACAUGGACCCAGACUUGCUGGACGACCUGAUGUUCAUGAUGAAUCACGACCGAAAUGAUGAAGUGUACCACUGUUUGCGUGUCGUCGGCGGAAAGAUUGAAGAGAUUCCUGAGAAGGCCAAUAGAAAGCGUAUCCAGGCAAUGCUGCAGCAGCAGCAGCAGCAGGAACAGCAGGAGCAGCAAACCAAGUCGCAAAAGGAAGACCUGCGAAGCAUCGACGAUAUCGUCAGAGAGAUAGAGGCAAUGGACAAGCCAGAGUCCAAGAAAGCCUCCAAGAAGGCGAAGAAGAGAAGCAAGAAGAAGGCAGAGGAGGCACGGGAGGAGGAUGAGGACGCCUUGCCUGCUCCCGCUUCUGCUCCUGCUCCCGCGCCUACUCCCGCUCCUACUGCUGCUCCUACUCCAGCUCCAGCUCCUGUUCCAGCUCCAGCUCCUGCUCGGUUUCGAUUGGGAGAUCUCAAGCCGUUCGUUUGUCCCUUUGGCGCCGCAGACGGCAUCUCGAAGCAAGCAUGGUUGCAGAACAACGCAACCAAGGAAGCGUUGCGUUACGAGCCACGAGACAUAGGACACCUUCUCGCCGCCAAAGACGGCAUGGGCACGAACCAGGAGGGGUUCGUGCUCAGAGCCCGUCGAGACUCAGUCGCUGGCCGAAUCCAGGGGGAGAAGGAGUUCUUGGAGCUGGCCGGGCGAUUGGGCCGAAAGAUCAGAACCCAUUCCUUCGGGAAUGACGGUUCAAAGAAGGACCUGCUGAAAGAAGCAGAGGUCUGA
This is a messenger RNA of Capronia epimyces CBS 606.96, 1944 nucleotides long. RefSeq lists its product as uncharacterized. The record is from RefSeq and is a predicted model, not a curated record. Bases 1 to 1944 code for a protein of 647 amino acids. The transcript has a single exon. NCBI's taxonomy places the organism in Eukaryota, Fungi, Ascomycota, Eurotiomycetes, Chaetothyriales, Herpotrichiellaceae. Gene Ontology annotation, cellular component: nucleus. Gene Ontology annotation, molecular function: protein binding.